GUCGUCAGCGUGUUGCUCGCCCGGAAGGUUGAAUGUGUCUGGGGCGAACAGCAGCAGCAGCAGCAGCAGCCAGUUCAAAGCUGAGUAUUAGCAAAAAUACUGACUUUUAAUAUUUAUAUAUUAGUAAAGAUGAGUCCUGCGUGUGACUGUUGCGGCGAGAGCGUCAAUAAACUGCAGCAGCAGGUUUCUGUGAUGAGAAAAGAAAUCAAGAACCUGAGGCAGAUGUUGGACAGUGCAGUUCGAGCCCAUCGCAAACAUAUGACAUCCAUUCAGUCUGCUGUGUCCAAGAUUGAACACUGUGAAGCUGAGGAACACCUGACACCUCCUCCUCCUCCUCCUCCUCCUCCAGCAUCACCACAGGCUGCAUUAGAGCAAGGAAACAUCCAGACUGUCCCGAUCGGUUACAUCAGUUCCUGUUUCUCGGUGAAGAAUGGGACGCCCAGGCAGCCCACCGUUUGUGGCCCCUCGCGAGCAGAACUGCACAUCCAGCAGAGCGUUUUCAACAACCCCAAGCACGCUCUGGUGGGCCUGGAGCAAUACUCCCAUGUCUGGGUCAUUUUUCUCUUUCACAAAAAUGGGCACCUGAGUUACAAAGCCAAAGUGAAACCACCUAGACUGAACGGUCAGAGAGUUGGUGUGUACUCCACACGCAGUCCGCAUCGACCCAACGCCUUGGGGCUAACUCUGGCUAAACUUGAUAAAGUUGUAGGUGACACAAUACAUUUGUCAGACAUUGACAUGAUUGCAGGCACCCCAGUCCUUGACAUCAAACCCUACAUCCCAGAGUAUGACUCCCCCCAGUCCAGGACUCGCAUGGAAUUGGAGCCCUGUGAACUAAACACACACCGGCCAAAUGCAACCGCUAUGGAGGGGUCUCAUAUCUUAGACCUCCCUACAGGUUCAGAAACAGACGGUCAGUCAGACCUGAAAGGUGAAAGAACUGAUUGUGAUGAUGUGGAGAGUAAACUACCAAAAGACAAAUCUGAAGGGGAUAUUUCAUCUAAAGUCGGCGCUCAGUUUCCCCUGCCUAAAGCCUUGCGUGGUGUGCUGGAGGAGGUCAAGGCCUAUGUGACCCAAGGUGAGGAGCAAGUUCCAGACUCUCCAAUAAACAAGCCUUCUGAGUCAACAGUGGACCGCCCCUGCUAUGGAGAGGAGGCCUGCAGUACCAUCGCUGACUGGAUCAGAGAGCCUCUUGUUGCCAGUCUGGGGGUACGCUUCACUCCUCAUGCUGAGAAGGAGCUGGCAGAAUUCCUUCCUGCACACCUGUCAGGAUCCCCUGAAAGUGUCAGACCCAGGUUCAAGUUUCUGCGCAGUUCAGAGGAGGCCGCUGCCGCCAUCAGAGGGGUGCUGUCAGCAGACCCUCGGUCGGUCUACAGGCGGACACGCUGCGGGGACAGGCUCUUCUUCUUCACCCUGGACACAGCUGACAUCACCUGCUGGUUCGGACAGGGCUUUGCUGAGGUGCUGCAGGUCCGACCUGUUCAGUGCCAGAUUGCCACCACGUAAGAAACCCGGUCAGUGGAAACGCUAGGGCUGGAUAGUGACACUUUUCAUGUGCAUUGAGAAACAAGCUUGUAAAAUGUUCCUCAACAUUUCUAGGAUAUUUUUCUGCUGAUAAAUAUGUAUUUCUGUUGUAUAAUCAAGGAUUUCUUAAAAUCAGACUGAUGAAAUACAAGGUUCAUCAGAGAAAAUGGUAUUGUUUGAAUAGUUUUAUUGUAUUUUUAUAUUUUAUAAUUUCCCUUUUAAUCUUCCCUCGGUAAAAAAUAAAUCGUUCAUGAAAGAA
This is a messenger RNA of Scophthalmus maximus (turbot), 1783 nucleotides long. RefSeq names its product tRNA methyltransferase O (gene trmo). Bases 130 to 1506 code for a protein of 458 amino acids. The transcript is spliced from 6 exons. Lineage: Eukaryota; Metazoa; Chordata; Actinopteri; Pleuronectiformes; Scophthalmidae. The record is from RefSeq and is a predicted model, not a curated record.